Messenger RNA from Bursaphelenchus okinawaensis, 6619 nucleotides. Lineage: Eukaryota; Metazoa; Nematoda; Chromadorea; Rhabditida; Aphelenchoididae. The record is from the annotation of a GenBank genome assembly.
AUGUUCGUUUACUGUGCUAUCUUUCUGUUUUGCUCAUCUGCACUUGCUUGUUAUAUCAACAAUGGUAAGAGUAGGCGUUGUGAUAGUAAAAGUAAUUUCAGAAAUAACUACAAGAUCGUCUUUCUACCGUAGGCUUACGAACACAACAUGUAUAACAUACGAAGACUUACUACGAGAUGUAACAGACGACUCAAAUUAUAAUAUAGUGGUACGUUAUAAAUGUAAACAUGUAAAAUGUAUAUUAGAACAUACUUAAUAUGUCAUAUUAUCGAUUGAGAACAAUGUGAAUAACAAUAUAACGUUUAGAUAAUACGAUUACCAUCAACUGAUAGGACAUGGUAUCUUGACAAUAAUAAAAUAAACUUCAAUUCUGCUCAAAAUGAUAACAUAUUCUCAAGUUUACUGUCACAAAACGGCUACCGUAACCUCGAAACGGCCAAUAUUACUGCAAAUGUAAGUGUUUUAUGUACAUCUAAAACAACUUUUUUAGGUAAUAAUACUGAAACAAAACAGUAUUCUGACGUUACAAGACGGUGAAAUGCCCUCUGAUGAGUAUAUUUUAUAUACAAUAACAGAAGAUGAAGAUGACGAACUUGUUACAGAAGAUACGAAAGAAGAUAGUGAUGUUGUAGUAUGUGUCAUCAAGAAGAUGACACUGUUCAGAAGAGAAUUCGGAACAGAAAGCGAUAGUGACACAACUUUAUUAGUCAUAGACAGAGAUAAACAGUGCUUCAAUGUUACAGUAAGCAUUACUUUUAAUAAUACCACAGUAAUAUACCUAAACAUACUAUAUCUGCUAUAAUAUGUAAGUCCCAAAAUAUUGUGUCUAGAUCAACUUUUAUGCCUAUAUCUGGUUUUAAACUGAUUAAAUUACUUUUAAGGUAAGGAACACCACUUCUAUCACAUCUUACAAGACUUGUCACAUCGAGACCGAGAAUACGACGAUUCCCAUGGAAAUCGCCCAGAAUAACUUCACCAACCUUCAAGGAUGUUACACUUUCGACCACAACAGUAACGCCACGCUUUACUGUGACCAGGAUGUGAUUACUCAAGUCUACAUCACCAGUUUCAAACAAUUAGUUACCCGAAAUCUGCCAGAACAGCUGAAUAUUACCCAUCCCAUCCUCAAGGUAAGUCAUUCUUCAAAUGACAUUUUAUAUUAUAUUAUACUAUAAAGAUUAUUUAAUCUACCUCAAGAAAACAAAGCGACACACAUGUCGCGACAUUGCCAAUAAACAACGCUUUCAGAUUCUGAUUUCCCUCGAUUUUCUCCCAAAAAACAUUUUUCCCAAUUCUUCCGCCUUUUGUUCCGUCGGUGAGUGAGGGCGCGCUAAUCGGGGAGACGGUCAGAGAAAGAAAGAGAAGCCGAAAGUCUCUUUUCUUUUUCGCCUCGUUCUUUCUCUAACCCAGUCGUUUGUCGAGAAAACAGUUUAACUCGCCCUAAGAUAAGAUAAAAAAGGUGCGCGAUGAAGGGUAACCAUCUUUCGGCUGACUGGUUAGUGAUGCCAACUUUUUUACAUUACUGAGCGCAAUAACAUAUCUAUGAUAAAUAAUAGCACCAAUUUACAAUAGCCUAUGUGUUAGAAGAUGUAAAGAUGUUGUUUUUGGUGUAAAAGUCCCUAAUGGUAUGAUUAACAUGUUAUUGUAGAUGGAAGUACCAAUGUACCAGCAACCAUACAGGAUAAUUACUGCGCAUGCAACUUUAGCAACUUUAAUACAACAGGAAAACACAGUAUUUACGUGGUACGGUCAUCUGAAUUGUACGAUGCUACGAUGAAGUACCAACAUCCAGUACUAGUAGACUUUAGUACGUUACUCGAGACAUCUUCUCUAUAUGUUACGAUACAUGGCAUACCACGGAAUCCACUGGCCAGAAGUCGGAUUGUUCUGUAUCCUGGGAUCACUGUGAACAUUAGUCACGAUGAGUUCUUCGAUAGUGUUAAGGUAAGAGUCAUGACGUGGUUUGAACGAUAUUGAUAACGGUUUUAUAAUAUAUUGUAAAUGUGUCAUAGUAAGUUCUACUUGUGACACGAAUUAUUCGAAUAUUGCUUUUAGUACAAAUGGUACACUGAUUCUAAGUUAGAAGCGUCUACGCAAUCUCUUACUAUAAAAGGUGGUACCUACAGGAGUGGUCAAGUCGUUAAAGUAACGUUGAUUGUAACAGCAACAUACGAUGGUAAUGUGAUGAAUGGAACGGCUUCUGCUGAGAUUACUGUAAGUAUUUAUUUUAAAAAUUACUGUAACUUUUAUUUUUUUUGUGUGUGAUUUUUUGAUAUAAAGUAGAAUAUAUAUAAGGAAGUUACUAAACUUUUAAUUCUCUUUUUACAGUUUACAAUAUGUAUUUUUUACUGUAAUUUUUCUUGUAUUACUGUUGUACCACUUUCAGUACAUAGUAGAGCCCCUAGUAGCUGUGACAGACAGUUACCAACGUUCCGUAUCUCAAGGUGACGUUCUCUUCUUGGAUGCUUCAGAUUCCUACAACCCGAACUACCGUAGCUCAGUACUGCAACAUUCGUGGCAAUGUGUGGAUGUGAAGAACGAUAAAGAAUGUCAGUUGGACGACAGUACGGUACUUAACAAGUCGUACGUUUCCGUAGACGCAUCGUAUCUUGUUCCUGGUCAGAAGUUGAUGUUCGUAGACUACAUAAGGGAUGAUAAGCUGAAUUCUAGUGUUUCUACGGUAGUUACAGUACAACCUAGGGACGCUCCUACUGUAAAACUAUUACCGUUUACUCAGGUUCAUGUCAACUUUAUGGAUUCGAUACGAACACAAGCCUAUGUACGAUCGUUUGGUGGACAUCUGGAGACGGAAUGGCACUUAUACGAGCUUGAAAGUAAGUUGUAUCUAAAUUUAAAUUGUUGACUCAUACCUAAAAUGUUGUUUAAUAUUGUAUAUAAAAAGGUUUGAGCAUGAUUAUAUCGAUUUAGGUAACAAAUCGAUUGAGCUUGGAGACAACUUUCCUUACAGAAAACGGUCGUUUGAUGACAUUACGGCUAAACAGUACACCUUACUGUCGUUUACGUUACCAUCACAGUCACAGUAAGUCAAGAAUACUUUUUUUUUCAAAGUCUGUAUUAGGUACUUGCUAUAGGUUAACACGUUUUAUUGUUAAUGUAUACUGUAAUUUCAGUCAGCUUCUGAAUCUAUCGUGUUCUAAGUCUUAUGUGAUUCGUCUUCUGGCUAUGAACUCAGCAGGUAUUGGGUGGGCAGAUCGUGUCUUGUCACCAACGUAUGUUCCUCAAGACCUUCAAGUUCGUAUCUUGCCUGAAGGUGAAAUCUACGCAUUGGAAACGGCAGUUACUGUAGAGUUAGCCAACAGUUUGAUUCACUUUUUUAAUUUUUACAUCAGGUUUGGGAUUCGUACUGUAAUGUACGGUAACAAGACUUCAGAACGAUGGAACAGAUUCUCAGCGUUUACUCAGUAUUCAACGUAUCUUCCUUCUACCAUGCAUCUUACGAAUGGUACGUCUUCUGAAGGCGUUUCUACUACAACAUUGUCUACAGAAUCUUUUGAGAAGACAUCAGAACCUUCGGAAUCGGCCUCAGAAGAAGCUUCUGAAUGCAACAACAGAGUAGCAUACCAAGGUCUGGUAGAGUUAUGUGACUUUGACGGUUACUGUAUCCGAGACGAGACUUCUCAGUUCACCGUGCUGCCUUCAAGGAAUCUGGAGGUGGCGUACGAUAACAUGAUGAAGAUGAUGGAAGGAGAUCUACAGGCUGGAGCACCUUUCAGUGCCUUCGACAAGCUGAUGGCAGUCAGUCUAGAGAACUGCACUGAUACUGUACAGAACGUGGAGAUAUUCGACACGUUGGCUUCUCGAGUCAUUCGACAGGUAUCUUCUUCUAGGUGAGUUAAAGAUCGUAUGUUUAGACAUAAAGGGAUUAAGUUAUGUGGUAUACGAUGAUAAAAGUUACCUUUCUUGAAAUUAUAUUGUUUUAGUGAUCUUCUGGAGCUAAUGGAAGGGCUACAGUACCUAAACAACGUUAUGUUACGAGCAUCUGAACGUACUGUAGCUAGAAUGUCGUCUUUAUCAUAUAAGGUGAAGAAUAUGUUGGGGUUCGAGACGAAAAGAUCAAAGAGAAGUGCCGACCUGAUGUCAGCUAUGGCAUUUGGAAGUGGCUCCAGGAUCUCUGAAGACAUGGUGGGUUGGUAUCUCAGUAUAUAUCUUAUGUAAAGUAACAUUUAGUAUGUUUAGAUUAAAAUAUAGUAAAAUAAGGUAAUAUUAUAGUACGAAUUCUAGGCUGACGAGCUUCUGAGAGCGUACGAUCUUCUGAUAAGCAAGAACCAGCAGAGCGAGACCUUGUAUCUCGGCAACGUGGACGACCUUCUGGGUGCUUUCUGUGUUCAGACGGACUCGAAUAACAUUAUGUCGGCUUCUGGAGGCAAAUAUACUGACAUACAGCUACAGGCUUUACUGCCAAGUUACGAGACCUUUCUCAACAGUAGUUACAACCUGGCUGGCACUGAUGGGGAUACGGUAAGUUACUGUGGUGUGGAUGGGAAGGGAAGCUCAGAGGUUGUUACAAGGCAGGUGAUUUUGGCAUUUGAGGGAGGAGCUUUAAAUGUUUUUAUCUUUACUUAUACUUCUAUGUAUAUAUGUUGUUGUACAUACUGAUUACGUUAAGAUCUCAUUCAACGUCAACUUCAAGCAGCAAUAUUCUGAAUGGAAGUGUUCCAAUGGGAAUGUCAGUUGCUCAGAGAUCUGUUUGGGGUCGGGGCAGAUCAAGAGUAGUAUCUUUAACGACAACGAGUUCAUGAGACUAGCCUUUGCCAAUCCAGGCUCAAUUACCAUGUCAUUGGACGACCUGGUCUCUGACAUUCAUCGUAUCUUGUUCAUGGAUCCGAUUAAUGGAGCUGAAGUUGCUCUAGACAGCUUCAUCAAGUAUACAGUCAACAUUCCCUUGACUGACUACUCUUCCGCUAUCUACUAUAAGGUAAAGUCUAUAGUAUAACAUUACAUGAGUCAUAUGUUCAAACAUAUCAUACAUGUUUACUUACUGUAAGGUAAAAUAUACUAUUUAGUGUCUCUUAUUCACGGAUUCUUGGAAUGGAGAUUACUGUACUUCUUCUGAAUACGCAAUUAACACAGCUGACUAUGGGUAUCUACUACAAUGUAAUUGUAGUGCUAAUGGUUAUGUUGGGUAUGUUAGCGUAAUAUAUGUAUGAUUUACAACGUAUUAUGUUUUAAAAAUAAUUUUUGAGUUUAUAUAGGGUAUUCAAAGUGUCAGCCCCAACACCUUACAGUUACCCAUACUACAAUGAACUUUUACUACAGUUUUCUAUGGUAUGUUGACUAACUUCAACAAUUUUAAAACCUCAUAAUGUAAUAUUUUUGAAACAUCUUACUUUUAUACUAGCAUUUUAACUACUACAAUAUAAUUCUAGUCUUCAAACAAAACUUGUACGCUGGAACAAGCUACUCUGGUUGUAAGCAGUUUGGCUACAGUAAUCGCAGUGCAAGAUACCAGAUUUGUGAAUGUUACUGCGUGUGACGAGGAUGGUAUCUUCGAGGCUACAUUAAGACCAGCCUUGAAUGCGAAUCAAACUGCCAACAGCUAUGUAGUCCAGGCCGUCGUAAAGGCAGUCUACCAACCAGGGGGUUUUGUAACUUCUAAUAACGUUGUGGACAAUGUUACAGUAUCUGUGGUUCAAAGAGGUUUGUUUUUUGGUAUUUUAGGUAUAUUACUGUGCUUUUUGGACUAAGUAAUACUUUUUUUUGAAAAUAUGCAACACAACUAGUAACUUGUUCAUGGUUAAUAUGACUGCUGGUCUUGUGUCUUAGUGUCAGCAUUGCAAUGCCUAUUGGGAUCAGUUUUAUAAGCAAGAUAUUAAGUAUAAUAUGAAGCUUAAACUUACUUUGCAGCCACGAACAACGACGGAAAUGCGCGAAGACUUUCUUUACGGAUCGAAAAGACAUUGAAGGAGAUAGCUCCCAAGAAUUCAGAUGUCUUGGCCGGAAACUGGGUCCAGACUAUGGCCACAAACAUGAAGAUAUCUCAGUUUAGGUUCAAGAACGCUGUCUUGUUGAUUGGUAUGUUACCUAGUUACCUAUGGUAUCCUUUGUUUAUUCUUUAUCUUUAGUUCUUAAAUUGUUAUUGACAUUAAGAUAUCAUUUAUACUGCAGUUUUUGUAAAAGUUUGAAAGAAAAAGUAGUAACUUUCUGUACAGUAAGUCAUUGCAUAACUUACUAUAUUUACAUAAAAUUUUGUAUUAUUUUAGGUUGUCUUUUCAACUUCACCAUAACCCUACCUUUUCCUGGAGAGCUGAGUGAGGUGACUGACAUGUCGGCCGAAGAGAUAUCACUGAUAAUACAAGAGCAGGUAACAUACGAUGAGCUACAGUUGUACGACAAGGACGGUCAGGUUCUCUCAGCUGAUGUCAUCUCUAACAUGGACGUGUAUCAACUGGUGGUAGCUCAGCAGUUGAAUACGUUGGUGGUCGUGUUAGGGGUUCUGAUUACUGUAUUUUGCACUUUGGGGGCUAUAUUUACUGGAGGUCUGGUGUUCGUGAAGGUCAGGACGGACAACCUUAUCCAAGCCCACAACAGAGAGUUCGACGAGCAUUUCAAUCAGAAUCCGACUUCUGGAGAACAUCAGGAUACGGUAGUUUUUAAGUAA